Messenger RNA from Physcomitrium patens, 3190 nucleotides. RefSeq lists its product as uncharacterized. The record is from RefSeq and is a predicted model, not a curated record. Gene Ontology annotation, biological process: endocytic recycling. Gene Ontology annotation, cellular component: endosome. Lineage: Eukaryota; Viridiplantae; Streptophyta; Bryopsida; Funariales; Funariaceae.
GGGUUUAUUAGGGUAAAAGGAUUUUUCUCAUAAGGGUGGAGGAUCUGUGAUGGCAGGUCAAAUUGCACCCGCCCUCUUUGCCAGCCAGCGUUCGAAGGCAGGCAGGCAUCACUAAAAACUACCGUGGUAGCGCUGCGGGAUAAACUAGUUGUCAGGGAUCGGGACGGAGCGCGACCAUGAUGAUACAAUAGCAUUUGCUUGAGCAGUAGGAUUUCGUAGAAAUUGAGGCUUCGGAGUGCGUGGAGUAGGAGCUAUGGAGUACGAGAAGCUGCCGAUGGAGGUGCCUAACGAGGUUCCAGAGACAGGGUUUGUCGAUCCAUUGGGAGCCAAUUCCGCGGGAGUGUUAGGAGGAAGAGGAGGAGGAGGAGGAGGAGGGGGUUUGAUUUCAAAUCUAGGUCCCUCACGCACUGUGCAGCGUCUGCGGAAAGGGCUUGCAUCGGAUAGUUAUGCGCAAGCUGUAGCUGCCGAGUGGGAUUCUUACAAAUCGUCGGUGAUGCAGAGGUUUGCGUCCACAGGAACUAUCACUGUCACGACGGGACUUGAUAUUCUAUCGAAGGAACCUAGAGGGCAUAAAAAGUCUGUGACAGCGGUUCACUUGGAGCAGUUGGAGGAUACAGAAAAGGAAGCUCGUGAAGGAAGCAAAAUAAUCUCACAGCAGGAGUACAUCACUCGACUGCGAGAACUCAACGACGAGAUUGCCCAUGCUUGGUUGAACAAUGAGCGAGUUUCAGCUCUCAGACUAACGAUCAAGGUUGCCAAGCUAUUGAUGGACACUUCAGUUCCACAGUUCUACCCAACACUUUUUGUCCUAGUAACUGAUGUGAUGGACACCGUCGGCAAUUUAGUAUGGGAUCGAAUCAAGAGGAAGUCGGAGGUUGAUGACUGCGACAACCUAGUGGCCUUGCUUCCAGCUGAAUUUACGGCUGACGAUGUCCGGCCUGAGGCAAAAGAAACGUGCAGCAAUUGGUUCUACAAAAUCGGUUGUAUUCGUGAGUUGCUUCCGCGAAUCUACUUAGAGAUUGCGAUAUUGCGAUGCAUAUACUUUUUGGAAAAGGAUCCACCUGUUGCAAGCAUUCGGCGGUUAAACCUUAUGCUGAGGGGGAUAGCUGAUCCUUUAGCUUCCGCUUACGCUCAUCUUUAUCUGGCUCGACGGGGUCAAGUUCUUUUUCCAUCAGAUUCAGGUGAUUCUGAUGCCCCGAAUAGUUACGGUACUUUUGCAGGCUUCUCGCAAAUGCCUGUACCAUCAGCGAUCUCUCAAAAUCGAGAUUAUCUAAUCAACGGACUGAAUGAUUACCUGUUUCUAUUUCGACGGGUGCUUCAAGGAGAGUUUGACAAAAAAAUUAGUGCAUCUGGCAUCGAUCGUCGUUUGUAUGUAACAUUGGUGGAGCCUGUAUUUGAGUGGAUCAUGAAAUGUAUUUUAAAAGGAGCAAAUCAGGAGGAGAUGGCAUUUAUUGUUCAUGCAUUUGGAGAACCUGAGCCGUUGACUCCUAGACGUAGAAGUGGUAAUGGUGGCCAAGAUAAUCAAGAGCCAGUCUCUGUGCUUGUGCAUUACAUGCUGAAGCAGUUACCCUCAGCUUACAUUGCAAGUGAAGCUUUAAAUAUCUUAAAGUUGGUCAAAUCUUCAAAGGAUAUUUCACUGUCGCAGCAUCUUAAUUACAAAUUGCUUGGAGAAAAGCUCUGCGAAUGCAGCCCUCCACGUGAGAAUCAACUCACCAUCCUUAAUGAAGUAUGGAAAGUCGUGAUGACGUAUGCAUCUUUACCUGAGUAUAUUACAGUAGCUGAUGUUUUUGUGGACUAUAUACUUCAGUAUUGCACGGAAGUGGAGUUGGCUGUACUAUUGAAGGAUAUUUUGAAACAUCUACGCAAGAGUGAUGCAUCAGAUGUGGUCCUGAUGUCAUUAGAAUCAAUCAUCUUCAAGCUGGUCACACACUAUACGGAUAUUACCAAAGUGUUGAAUCUGGUGCAUGUUGUGGACGUUCUGGAUGUUUUCUACGGCGAAGUUCGUCUUUCGGUUUUCAAAAGGAUAUUAGCUUCUGUUACCAGGGGCAACCAGAAAAUUAGUGACCCCGUCACACGACACAUUAUUUUCGAGCAGGGUCGUGUUUUGCAUGAUUCACUUGACAGCUUGAGCAGUGAAGAUGACCGCCGCCAAAUUACUAGACUCGUUGCUCGCUUCGUGCAGCUGGUAGAUCUCGGAUCUGACCUGGAGCAGCAUCUUGCUUUUCUUGUCGACUGUCGGGCAGCUUUUGGAAAUAUGGAUCUUCUCCGUGAAACCGUGGUGCAUGUGAGUAAUCGCUUGUCUAUUUCUGCUCUACAAAUGGCUGGAGGAUCGACUGAUAAAGAAACGGUUGAAUUCGUGAAGGCCUGUGUAACCUUCAAUGGGAUUACAAUCCCAUCCAUUACAAGCAUUAUACCCCGCAUACAUCUUUUUCUUGAGACUGCAGAGUCGGCUUUUAUGAAUGGGUUGCUGUCUCACACCGAAGAUCUCAUCAAGACUGCUCUUAAAUGCUUACAAGAUGCAUCUGUUGGUGAUGGUUUGAAGCCAAAGGAGUUUGAGGAGUCCGUUUGUAGCUUCUUACUGAAGUUGAUAUCUUUUCUAACUCUGGUUCCAGGACACGGAGAGCUUGGCCCAUUUUAUAUUCUCAGGGGGAUUCUGACGCUGCUUGACACAAGGACCAGAUUGGUUACUGGGCGAGGAAGGUUGCGGGUCCUGUGUGGAGUUGUAUGCAUGCUUGCAGCAGUUCGUGAAGGGAAGAGUUUUCACAUCACUCUUAAUGAGCAGGUGGAUAACAACGAUGUACUGUACUUUGAAGAUUCUUCAUAUGAAGAGGAAUUGGCAGAGAUUACUGCCAUUGUAGUGGAUAUGUUGGUUACCUGUCUUGAUCAAGACUACGAUAAGGCACAAACUGGAUAUCAGUAUCUUGAUGCUUGUAAUGCACUGGUUACAGCUUUCAGGGUUGAUGGGGAUCUGCAAAUUCUUUGCACUGGGCUUCUGCAGAAAGCAUCAGCUCUCAUGAUAGAUACUGAUGCUUAUUUGCAAGCUACUGCUUGGUAUGUACAAAGAAGAGGAAUAACGUAGCUCGAAAUUCUUCCCUUAGUAUGGCCAAUGUUCGUUACACGAUUUCCUGUAAAUGAGUAGAGGUAACUGUACAAAAUUCUUAUUCGAAUUCUGCGUGUUCUUUUGGUAUCU